Molecule: messenger RNA, 2976 nt
Organism: Echinostoma caproni
Lineage: Eukaryota; Metazoa; Platyhelminthes; Trematoda; Plagiorchiida; Echinostomatidae
Source: the annotation of a GenBank genome assembly
AUGAGAGGGAUUUGUGCCGUCCUAUUCUGUAUUUUUCUAUAUGGAUCACUGUUGUUCUGUCAUGCACAACAGCAACAAGGUUAUCAACUGGAGCCCCUAACAUCUUAUAUGAUACUGGCACCGAAUCGAAUCAGAGCAAAUGAACUGGUUCAGGUGACCGUGUCCAUAUUUCAACUCCUCUACGAGCAACUGACAAUUCGUCUGUCCAUCAAAAUUGACAAUGAGGAAAUUAUUUCCGCACUGGAAGUUUUCAAAUCUCCUGGAACUAGAAUAAUGCAGCUCAAGAGUCAGGUGGUGCGAUUUCGUGUGAUCCCGGUCACUCCCGAUCUGCUUCCAUCUUAUCCAUCUCUGGUGAGCAUUGAAGUGUUUGACGCAUCCGGGAAUCUUUUCAGACGUUGGUUGAACCCCAUGACUAACACAGGCGGAAUUAUUGAGCUAGAUUUUCCAUUGUCUGACAUUGUUCAAGAAGGAGAUUGGACUAUUCGAGCACAACACGAACGCUUUGCCGCGGAACGAAAGUUCAAAGUGGUGGAAUACUGGCGACCGCUUUGGGAUGUGAACGUUACCCUGCCAUUACGAAUCACGGACAAUGAACUGGCUCUGUACGGCCUGAUUAUGGCGAACUAUACCAGCGGCAAGGCAGUGAACGGUAAUGCAACCGCAUUGAUUCAGCUCCGGGAGGCCGGAGCCACACGAUGGACUUCGGCACCGAGGGCACAGCUGAAAAUACAGUUGUUGGCGUUAGAAGGAGUUGGUGACCUUCUGAUCACCUUGGACGAGUUGCGUCGUGCUGCCAGUGCUAACGGAGGAACUAACUCUUUAGCCAACACUGAAGUAUGGGUCAAUGUGACGUACUACAGUUGGUGGGAAAAAGGUACUCGACAAGGUUGGGCAUACACACAAAUUUUCUCCUCAAAUCCGUUGAUCAAAUUUCUGGGCGGUAGUGUCCGUCCGUUCAAGCCCAAUCUCUAUUUCACUGUCUAUUUGGUGGUCUACAUGCCCGAUGGAAGUAUGGUACGAUUUACCGGAAACAGACGCGUCACCCUAUCGUUCUUUUGCAAUGAGAACACGUACACCAAUGAGGUUUCAUUGAUGGUUCCGGAUGAUGGUGUGAUUUCCUACACCUAUCGACCGUCUGGUGAUAAUUGUCUCGUAUAUCGUUUACAGGCAUAUUACUUGGACGAAACGGAUCGUGUGCUGUCCAGUGCUGAACAACGAAUCUUCCGCUACCACUCCUAUUCCAACACGUAUCUGCAAUUGUCCACGUCCACACUUCAAGCUCGGGUCAAUGAAUUCCUCGUGGUUACUGUUCAAACAAAUUAUCCCACAGAUAGAAUCCAUUAUGUGAUUGUCUCAAACGGGAAUAUUCUAACUGCCGAUCAACUCACUAUGCCGAAUGCCGUCACUUCACGCACAUUCUCCAUUGCCGUAUCACGGGCAAUGUUUCCCGUGGCACACUUGGUGGCCUAUUUCAUCAAAGAUCGAAGUGAGAUAGUGUCAGAUGCAUUGACAUUUUAUACCAACUACACGAACCUGAACAAUGUGCACAUGAUCGUGAAUCGAGGCAAGGAUUUGAAUCAAGACACGGUCGAGAUCAAAGGUUUUACCACACCCGGUGCCUAUUUGGCUUUCAAUGUGAUACAUGCGGAUUUGUACAAGUUUGCUGACAAAUCGUUCUUGCGUGAGAUCGAUAUUGUGGAUGAAUUGGCCACUUACAGUGAACAAAGUCAAGCCCCGUUUAUGCACACAUGGUAUGAGAACAUGAUGGAUAUACAACGUGUCUAUGUGCCUGCACCCAGUUUUGGUGCGGACGCAAACACCACAAUGAACGUGUCCGGUCUGAUCCUGUUCACUGAUGCGAAUUUCACCAAGGCAAACUUCUAUCACACAUGCAACGAAACCCUGGAUCCAGCUAGAGCAUUACCUUGCUUUUCUCUGACCGGACGUGAUUGUUAUUCCCGCGCGGAACGUUGCAACGGGAUUGCGGAAUGUGUGACUUGGGUCGAUGAGAUGGGUUGUCCGGAGAACAAAAGCGAUUCAUCCAGCCCAUAUCGUUUGGUGGACUCUUAUCAACUUCUCUAUCGUUUGUGGAAUGACGGCGAGUGGCUGUGGCACAGCUCGUUUGUAAAACCGGAUGGACAAAUUCAAUUUCGUGUGAAUCUUCCCAAAUUGAAUGCCGAUUGGGUAGCCGGAGCGUUUUCGAUCGAUCGUAACCUGGGACUGUCUCUGAUGCAACGACCCCAUCUGUUCUCUGGCACAAGACGUUUUUAUAUGACCGUUGAGGUACCGGAAGAAGCAGUUUGGGGUGAACAGUUGGGUGUACGAGUCUGUCUAUUCAACAACUGGAACUAUUGGAUAGAAGCUCUGGUCGAGGUGAAACCAAGUCCGGAUGUGCGUGUGGUACACGUGGGUUAUGGCGGUCGUGUGUCUGCCUACAGUCCGGUUACCACAACCAAUAUGGCCGUGCAAUCUUUGGCUUUCCUGGAGGCGGGCACUUCACGCUACAUCUACAUGCCCCUGCUGCCAAAAGAUGUUGGAAACACGUCGUUCACCAUUUGUUCCUACAGUUUUAUCGGUUCGAACUGUGAGACACGAAGUAUUCAUGUGCGGGUAAGGGAAUCCGAUUUGGGAAUGAAUAUUGCGCACGUGUCUCUGUUGAAAUCAAAAUCGCUGUUGCGAUUAGAACGGUCCAUGAACGGGAUCACAAAUUACUAUCACACAGCAAAGUUUCUCGAUUUGACCAGCUCCAGUGCACUUUUUGUGAACAACUUCAAAAUAAUCGUACCCCAAAAGUAUACAGUUCCGGAACGUCGCUGGCAUCGUUUCGUACCCGGAUCCCAGUAUGCUGAUCUCAGUGUUGUGGUCGGUUACAUCUUCUUCCUGAUAUUUCUCAAAUCACGUCGUUAUAUUGGACAGUCAAGUGUGUCACCAUCAAAGGACCAGGCCAUUAUUAUUGUGUUUGAGGUGUCUGUCUGA